AAUGGCUGACGAGGCGGCGUCCGGAUGCAGAAACUUUGCGCGGAAUGGCGACGUCUAAACUCAGUUGGGUGCGAAGAUUCCGGCGUCCUUUCCCGUCGUUUGUGAGCUGACUCCAUAGGAGUAGGCAAUCGAUAGUUUGAGUGGUGGAGACCACAAAUACUUUAAUUUUUAGACAGUCUUGUUUGGAUACCUUUCGCUUGAUGACCUGGACCAAGUGAUUCCAUCGUACCUGGGACGCCAGGAAGCGGCUCAGCUUCUGCGUCGGGUGGGGCCAGGUUUUUGCGGUGUGCCAGACAUUCCCUUAGGAUGAACCAUGGCAUCAAGUUGGGGGCAUCACUAGCUUCUGGAUGCAACUGACACCUGGCUGCCUGGGAGACACCACAGGCAUGGAUGAUAAAGGGGACCCGAGUGGGGACGAAGCACCCAAGGCCAUCAAACCCACGAGUAAGGAGUUCAGGAAAACCUGGGGAUUCCGGAGAACCACCAUCGCCAAGCGCGAGGGUGUGGGUGACGUGGAGGCUGAGUCUCCAGAGCGGCCGCUACAGCCGGCACAGAGCCUGUCCCUGCGGCGCAGCGGACGGCAGCCCAAGCGCACGGAGCGGGUGGAGGAGUUCCUGACGACUGUCAGGCGCAGGGGCAGAAGGAGCGCGCCCGCCACCCUGGAAGACACCGGAGAGCCCACGUCCUGCCCGGUCACUGACGCUGAGACGGCCUCGGAAGGGAGCGUAGAGAGUGUCUCUGAGGCUAAGAGCGGCCUGAAGCCCGGGGCCACCGACGCCAAGGAAGGACCAGGCUCCCUCGGGAAGGAGGGGGACACCUCUGAUAGUGACAGUGAUGGGCUAACUCUGAAAGAGCUUCAGAAUCGCCUGAGAAAGAAACGGGAGCAGGAACCCGCCGAGAGACCCCUGACCCGUCUGAAGAAGAGGCGGCACGAGGAGGACCCGGAGGAAGCGAUGGGUGUGGAGGCAGCCCCUGCCUCCGGGAAUGCCCAGCCUGGCCAGGGCCAGCCUGAGGCCGGCCAGGUGGCCAGGGACAGUCAGCCAGAAGGGAGAGUGGCUCAGGGACUCGGAGCGCAUGAGCCCACAGAGUCGCUCAAGCACAAGCCCGAGUGUGAGGGGUACGACCCCAAUGCCCUGUACUGCCUGUGCCGGCAGCCCCACAACAACAGGUUCAUGAUCUGCUGUGACCGCUGCGAAGAGUGGUUUCACGGUGACUGUGUGGGCAUCUCUGAGGCACGAGGGAGGCUUCUGGAGAGGAACGGGGAGGAUUACAUCUGCCCCAACUGCACCCUUCUGCAAGGGCAGGAUGAGGGAGAUGCCCGGGACUCAGACCAGCAGGAAGCCACACAGCGGUUUGGCCGGGUAGAUGGCACUGACUUCACCAGCAUAGGGACAGUCGAGCAGAAGUCCAGUGAAGACCAAGGGAUCAAGGGUCGCAUUGAGAAAGCGGCAAACCCCAGUGGCAAGAAAAAGCUCAAGAUAUUCCAGCCUGUGAGUCAUUGGUCCACAGAGGUCGCCGAGGCUCCUGGGGCCUCAAAGUGCAUUGGCCCUGGGUGUCCCAAUGUUGCCCAGCCUGACUCCGUGUACUGCAGCAACGACUGCAUUCUGAAGCACGCUGCAGCCACCAUGAAGUUCCUGAGCUCAGGAAAAGAGCAGAAGCCCAAAGUGAAGGAGAAGCCCAAGCUGAAACCUGAAAAGUUCGGCCUCCUGAAGUGCAGCGUCCAGGCAGGCGUUCGAGUUUCUCCUGCUCCCAAGAGACCUGCUCCAGACAAAAAGGAGGGCGUUGCAAAGAAGAUGGCCGUGGCGCCUGUGAGGAGCGACACGCUGGCUAUGGAGGCCACCCCUGAGAGCAGCACACCGUCCUGGGCCAGCGACCACAAUUACAAUGCUGUAAAACCAGAAAAGACUGCUGCUAGUUCGGCAUCCCUGUUGUGUAAAUCUGUGAAGGAUGAACAGAGGCCGAGGGAGAAGACAGCAGUUGCUGCGGUGACAGUCCCCAACAAGAAAGUGGCUCCGUCGGGCCCCACGCUCAGCAAGCAGCCUUCCGCCACGCCUGGAAAGUUUGUCCCAAAGAGGUCGCCUGCUUUUGCUCACAUGUCGGCCGCCAAGCCAUUGGUCAAGAAGUUGCCCUCAGCUUUCAAGGGGACCAUACCGAAGAGGCCCUGGCUCUCGGCUGUGCCCACGGGUAGUGCCUCUGCUGCCAAGCCGCCAGGGCUGACAGUGUCUGGCCCUAAGAAGGUAGCCGGCCCUUCUGUGGCUGGCUCACUCCGGAAGCCUAUGUUGGGAUCUGCCCCAGCGGCCUCUCCUUCCCCAGCACGGCUGGCAGCUGAGGGUCCUGCCCCAUCACAGCCCAACUCGCAGAUCCGCCAGAACAUAAGGCGCUCCCUCAAAGAGAUCUUGUGGAAAAGAGUCAGCGACAGCGACGACCUGACCAUGACGGAAAAUGAGGUGGGCCGUGUGGCCCUCCACAUCGAGAAGGAGAUGUUCAGACUCUUUCAGGUCACAGACAGCCGCUAUAAGAGCAAGUACCGCAGCAUCAUGUUCAACCUCAAGGACCCAAAGAACCAGGGACUCUUCCAUCGGGUUCUUCGGGAGGAAAUCUCGCUGGCGAAGCUUGUGAGGAUGAGACCAGAAGAGCUCGUUUCCAAGCAGCUGUCCUCGUGGCGAGAGAGGCCGGCGAAAUCGGGGGCAGAGGCCAGAGCCAAACUGCACGGCGAAAGCAAAAAGGCGGCCGUUCCACAGGAGCCCCUCCCUGAUUUGGAAGACUCCCCGCCUGUUUCGGAUUCAGACGAGCAGCCUGAGGCAGCCCGCGUGGCCCCCGAGAGGAGCAGUGCCCCCCUGCUGGAUGCCUGCAGCAGCAUGCUUAGAGACACCACCGCCCAGCACCGCGCACAUCUGUUCGACCUCAAUUGCAGAAUCUGCACAGGUCAGGUUUCUUCCGAUGGUGAGCCAGCGCUGAAAAAGCCCAAGCUGUCGGUGGCGGCAGCGAAGAGAGACGACAGCAGGUCCCAGUAUGACGGCGGCCUACCAGGGCCUGCGCCUCCAGCUGAUGAAGCAGCACCCAACAGUCCCCCUGAGGGCGCUGUGGACCCCGAGCCCAAGCGGGUGCCUCGGGCAGACGGUGACAGAAACCAGCCUCCAGGUUUCAGCCACCUGGAGCCGGCUCCCUUGCAGGACUUUGCCUCCUUCCCGGCCUCCUGUGGGGGCCCAGUGGUUACCACAGUCACGGUGUCUGGCAGAGACCCCAGGACUGUGCCAAGUUCGAUACCAGCCUCCAUGGCAGCCCGCCCCAGCAGCGGCCUGGUCCUGGACAAUGCCCACUCAGAAAGCAAACCAGACAUGCUGAAGCCAGCUCUGCCCUCUGUGGUGAUGCCUAAGUCCAUCCUGGCCAAGCCGUCGUCCUCCCCGGAACCAAGUAUCUUAGAGUCGAGGUCACCCCCAGAAGGGGACACGGCGCUCUUCCUGUCUCGGCUGGGCACCAUCUGGAAAGGAUUCAUCAACAUGCAGAGUGUGGCGAAAUUUGUCACGAAGGCCUAUCCGGUGUCAGGCUGUUUUGAUUACCUCAGUGAGGACUUGCCCGACACGAUUCACAUCGGCGGAAGGAUCCUGCCUAAGACUGUCUGGGAUUACGUCGGCAAGCUCAAGUCUUCUGUGUCUAAGGAGCUGUGUCUCAUUCGCUUUCACCCUGCGACGGAGGAGGAAGAGGUGGCCUACAUCUCCCUGUACUCGUAUUUUAGCAGCCGCGGCCGUUUCGGGGUCGUGGCCAAUAAUAACAGGCACAUCAAGGACCUCUACCUGAUUCCACUGAGCUCGAAGGACCCUGUGCCGUCCAAGCUCUUGCCCUUUGAAGGGCCAGGUCUGGAGUCCCCGCGCCCGAACAUCAUCCUGGGGCUCGUCAUCUGUCAGAAAGUCAAGCGCCCCUCCAACACCAGCGAGGCGGACAAGGUGGAUGAGAAGCGCAGCCGAGUUCAGAGCCAGGAAGACGGGGAUGCCCUGACCUACCCUAAAGCCGCCCCUGUGCCACAGGCCGACAAGAAGGUCCCCAAGUAUCAGCUCCAGGCCCCAGACUCCGUCACCAGCACCACACCCCCUGGGUCCCCGCCGCCACCCCCACCGCCCCCACCCCCACCGCCCCCAGAGACCCCGGGCACCCCAGCCUCUUCGUCUUCACUCAGAACGGGAGCCCCACCCACUGCUCCGGCUCCAGCUGCACCCCCAGCUGUCCCGGCCACCGCCACAGCCCCCACACCCACCUCGAAGUCUGCCUCGCCCCUCGAGCACAUCCUGCAGACCCUCUUUGGGAAGAAGAAAUCCUUUGACUCCGUCUCUAGAGAGUCCUCGGAGCCGCUUCCGGCUGGCCCGCAGGACUCCCAACCCAAGGGGGACAGCACGCUGGCAGCAACCCCACUGCUGGACCCCAUAGUGCAACAGUUUGGUCAGUUCUCAAAAGAGAAGGUUCUGGAGGAGGAGGAGGACGACCGUCCCUACGACCCCGAGGAAGAGUAUGAUCCCGAGCGAGCCUUCAGCACCCCCCUCCCCCAGCCCCAUGUGGCCGCCGAGCCCCAGCCCUCCGAGCCGGAGGACGUGGCCUACGACCCUGAGGAUGAGACCAUCCUGGAGGAAGCCAAAGUUACUGUUGAAGACCUACCCAACCGGAUGUGUGCCGACGCCCGAGGCGGGGAGCGGCCAGCGGAGGGCACUGCGGGCACAGCCCCGCCCUCCCUGGUGCAGCAGCAGAAGCUGCUGGAGGAGCUCAACCAGCAGAUCGAGGAGCAGAAGCGGCAGCUGGAGGAGCAGGAGGAGGCUCUGCGGCAGCAGAGGGCUGCCGUCGGCGUGUCCAUGGCCCACUUCUCCGUGUCAGACGCACUGAUGUCGCCGCCUCCCAAGGCCGCCGCGACGUUCCUUCCAGAGCAGCCGGCCCUGGCCCCUGCCACAUGCCAGGCGGCCCAGGGCUCAGAGGCUAGGCCCAGCCGAGACCCGAGGCAGGCCAGGAGACUGGCCACCGAGAGCGGGGAGGGCGAGGGGACCUCAAGGCCUUCGACCAACCCCGGGGGUGGCCUCCCAUCUCCUAGAGAGGACCGUGGGGAGCAGGCCCCGCCAGGGCGCAGCCAGGACCCCCAGCAGAGUGUGCACCUGGAGCCCCCAGCCAGGCCGCCCACUGAGCCCUCUGCCAAGCCAGCACGCAAAGUCCUGCUGCCCACGCCCCCCAGCAGUGCCUUCCAGCCCCCGAGCUUUGGGGCUGCUCCUGGAGGACGGGACCCCAUGGCGGGCACAGUGUUUGCCUCGCAAGAAAAGGCACUGGGCCUGCCUCAGAGCGAGGGUCCAAGGAGCCCUCCAUUCCCAGAGAGAAACGGCCGCCCUGCUGCCGAGCUUGAAGGAGAGAGGGGGCCCCAGCCCAGGCCUGGCGAGGGCCCUCCAAUGAUACAGAAAGGCGGAGGACCCCCACCCCAGGGCCAGCGGGAGCAUGCCCCUCUCGCCUUUGCAGUGCUAGGGCCCCAUGGCCCUGGCUUCCCAGGACCCAGAGGCCCCGUUCCCUCAUUUCCAGAAGAAGGGGUCAGCAACGAUGGACCACGGGGUCCCCUGCCUGCCCGGUUUGGGGCCCAGAAGGGGCCUAUCCCCUCCUUGUUCGCAGGCCAGCAGGGGCCACCUUAUGGGGACCCCAGGGGCCCCUCCCCAUCAUACCUGGGCGGGCCUAGAGGGGGUGCACCAUCACAGUUUGAAGAGCGUGGUGACCCCCACGGGGAGAAAAGAGACUUCCAGGAUACCCCAUAUUCAGAGAUGUCUGGCCCACCUCCCCAGUUUGAGGGCCAGGAGCCAGCCCCCUUCAUGGGGCCACGAGGCACAGCCCCGUUCCAGUUCACAGGGCAGAGGCGGCCACUGCCGGCGCAGUUUAGGGGGCCACGUGGAGGGCCCCCGCCCUCCCAGUUUGGAGGCCAGCGAGGCCCACCCCCUGGGCACUUUGGAGGCCCCAGGGGGCCCCAUCCCAACCAGUUUGAAGGGCCCAGAGGCCAGGCCCCAAACUUUAUGGCAGGACCUCGGGGGGCUCCCCCCCAGCAGUUUGAGGAGCCGAGGGUAAACUCACCACCACGAUUCUCGAACCAGAGGGCGCCAGCCCCGCUCCCAUUUGGGGGUCCUCGGGGCUCUGUACCCUUCCUAGAGAAGAACGAGCAGGCUCCGCCACGCUUCCACUUUCAGGGCCAGCCCCCCCAGGGCACGAAGCCAGGCCCAAGGCCCCUGCUGGAGCUGCCCAGUCACCCACCUCCCAGGAAGGACCGCUGGGAUGAUGCGGGGCCUGCCGCCAACAUGGUGGCCAGCGGGCCUGCGCCUGGCCCCGAAGCCGAGUCAUGGCCGCAGGCUGACUUCCGAGAGGGCAAAGGGCACGAAUACAGGGCCCAGGCCUUCGAGGGCAGGCUCAGGGAGAAGACUCUGGAGGAGGCUGAGGCCCAGCCGGUGGAUGGCCGGCAGGGCCGGGCCUUUGAGGAGCGGCGUCGAGAGCGGGAGCACGGGAAGGCCUGGGAGCGGGACCGUGGCAAGAACUGGGGCCGGGACUGGGACAGGCACAGAGACAAAGACCCGAGGAGCACCAGCAGGGACAAGGACAGGGAGGCGGAGCGCAGCCGGGAGUGGGAGCGCAGCCGGGAUCGAGGUAGGAACCGCGGCGACCGGGACCGGAGGCGGGACAGAGACCGCUCCAGGAGCAGGGACCGCGACCGAGACAAAGCCCGAGACAAGGGCCGGGACCGCAGGGAGAGGAGCCGCAGCAGGGAGCGCCCCCGGGAGCUGAAGCCCGACACCCCCAGGGGCCAGGACACGGCUGGGCCUAUCCCUGCUGCCCAGUCCUAGUGGCCUGGUGCGGGUGCCCACGGCUGCCUGUGCCCGGGGCGCCCAAUAGACUACUCAGCAGAGAUGCUGUUUCAAAGCCAAGUUUAUAAAGCGUGUUGAACAAAACGUUUUGAAAUGACUGUGAACUUAGGUGAAGAACAAUAUUCAGGACUCCCACGGUUACUGUGCUUUUGUGUCGAACACUGUCCUAGGGAGUUUCCCACCUUUUCAAUUCUGAUGCUUUUGUAAAGAUCUUAAGAACUCUUAAUAUUUCCGUUUAAAAUGACAAAUGGGAACGUCUACAAAAGCAUAUUGCUUUCCAAAUUAUAAAGUUAUCUUUUCUGAUGACUUGUAAUUGUAAGGGAUUUCAGUGGACCUUAAAGCCAUAUUCUAGCGAUAUCAUUCUCUGCUGCCAGCGUGCUGUCAGCAGCAGCUCCUCCUGCCGUCUCUGGAGGGCUUCCCACAAGGGCAGUCGCAAGGCGGCCUGUGCAGGAAAGUGGAAAACAGUAUUAUUAGUUUGUAUUUGGAAAGUGGAGUAAACAAAAGUUGUGCGUGCAUUUUUAUGGUUGUCGUAAAAAGAAAUUGGAGUUACCAAAUUUCAGUCAGGGAAAACAAGCCGUAUUUCUUCAGUUUGCUCAGUUUUUAUGUAUUGUCUAUAAAUUUCUUCCAAGUGUGAUUAAAAGCAACAGCUGAGUAGAAUUUAUGUUGUAAAUGACGAUGGAUUGAUGUUUAAAUUUUACCAUCCUCAAGAAAGUGAGAAAAUAAACCAAUGAAGUAUGCUUUAAAGAAAGGCCCGGGGGUGGGGGUAGGUCUUUGUUUUGCAUAAUCAGGAGCUUUUUGUGGGUGGGAUUUUGUCACCUGGGCAGUUCUUCCCACGGCUCAGAAAGGUCUGCUGGGCCUCAAACUGGUCACAGCCGGCAGCUGAUCCAUUUGAAGGUUGGUCAUUGAAAAUGGCACAUUUAUCUCCAAGUCUGGUCCUGGUUCAGGAACUACAGAGGAAAUUGGAAGGUUUCUCUGAAAACCCACCCUGCCCCUUCCGUGGGGAUUUUCAAGUUCCCAAGUAUGAGAUAGAAAACCUUGCUGGUUUAUUUGACUGUACCAACAUACUUUGAUAACUUUUGUGUUCUCAUAAACUGCAACUUUGGCGAGUGUAAGACUAGCAGUCCCUUCGUUCUUUGGAGUCUGGCCCCGCUGCAGCACGCAGUUCUCAGUGAGGAAACCCUGGAUGGCGUCUCUCCCAAGUGUCAGCAGGUUCAAGUCGGUCCCCAACAUGUAGCACGCAGUGAAGGUUUUUUUUUAACAUGUAAAAACUCAAAUUUUGUAAUUUAAAUACCCAAAUGUAAAAAUCAAGUGUGUUUCGUUAGGUUUACUUGAUAGAAAUUUCUGUAUGUAAAUUGUAUUUUAUAUUGCAAACUAUUAAAACAUGGAACUUGA
Molecule: messenger RNA, 8255 nt
Organism: Echinops telfairi (small Madagascar hedgehog)
Lineage: Eukaryota; Metazoa; Chordata; Mammalia; Afrosoricida; Tenrecidae
Gene: DIDO1
Product: death inducer-obliterator 1
Exons: 17
Coding region: 348-6842 (2164 amino acids)
Biological process (GO): apoptotic signaling pathway; DNA-templated transcription
Cellular component (GO): nucleus
Source: RefSeq, a predicted model, not a curated record